This is a messenger RNA of Brettanomyces bruxellensis, 1161 nucleotides long. RefSeq lists its product as uncharacterized. The coding region runs from base 1 to 1161 and encodes 386 amino acids. Gene Ontology annotation, biological process: UDP-galactose transmembrane transport. The record is from RefSeq and is a predicted model, not a curated record. The transcript has a single exon. Gene Ontology annotation, molecular function: UDP-galactose transmembrane transporter activity; UDP-glucose transmembrane transporter activity. NCBI's taxonomy places the organism in Eukaryota, Fungi, Ascomycota, Pichiomycetes, Pichiales, Pichiaceae. Gene Ontology annotation, cellular component: Golgi membrane; endoplasmic reticulum membrane.
AUGAAAUUAGAAAAGGAUUUAUCAUUUGAAGCAAAUAUUCCACCGAUGAAAUCAGAUCUACAUGAAAAUUUGCGUGCUAGAAAGAUCUCUAAACGCAAAGAUGAUGGGUUAAAAGCAACUGUAGUGCAACACAACUCACAACAAUCAUCAUCCACUUUAUUGUUGAUUAUAUGUUGCGCUGGUAUAUAUUGCUCCUUCUUAACAUGGUCUUUCUUACAGGAAAAGAUAUCUACAAAAAAUUAUUCUCCGAAAAUCGACUCGACAGCAUUCUUUAGGGGCACUCUAGUGAUUAACAUUACGCAAUCCUUUUUUGCAAUAGUAUUUGGUCUAGUCUACACAUCGAUAAAGAUUCAAAAAGUUUUCAAUCCUUUAGCUUUCUUAUCAAAGAAUGCUGAUCUCAUAUCGAAGUUUCUUCUUAUUGCAAUAUCCCAAUCAAUUUCAUCUCCUAUAGCCUAUUUGUCACUUGGCCAUGUCGACUAUGUUUUAUAUCUUCUUGCAAAGUCCUGUAAGCUCAUUCCAGUUAUGAUAAUUCAUAGGAUUUUAUACAAAUCAAAGUUUCCCCUGUAUAAAUAUCUUGCGGCUCUUAUCAUCACUUUAGGGGUAUUUUUGUUUACUUUCGGACGUGGUUCCAAGAAGGCCGCCAAAUCUUCCAAUGAUGGACAAACUAUCGUCGGUCUCUUUGAGCUCAUUGUAUCAUUACUUCUGGAUGGUUAUACUAAUUCCACGCAGGAUCAACUUUUCAAAAUUACUUCAUCUAAAUCAAGAAUUAGAACAGAAAAAAUGACUGCUGGUCAUCUCAUGACUAUUUUGAAUAUGCUAACAUUUGUUUUAACGCUAGGUUACAGUGUACUCUUUACUAAUCAGUGGAAGGACCUCCGUGAUUUUAUCUCGACUAAUGGCCCGGAGGUGCUUUUUGAUAUAACUGGAUUUGGACUUCUUGGCGCAUUAGGUCAGAUCUUCAUUUUUGUCACCCUUGAAAAUUUCAGUUCUGUUGUUUUAGUUACUGUUACUGUCACUCGAAAAAUGCUCUCGAUGUGUUUAAGCGUUAUAUUGUUUGGCCACACAUUAGAAAUGAAUCAAUGUUUAGGAUUGAUUUUAGUAUUUUCUGGAAUUUCAUUGGAAACUGUCUUCAAGCUUAAAAAGGUAGCAAAGAAGAACUAG